Ostrinia nubilalis (European corn borer) is the source of this 3239-nucleotide messenger RNA. It is a transcript of the gene wtrw, whose product is annotated as transient receptor potential channel pyrexia. The transcript has a single exon. The record is from RefSeq and is a predicted model, not a curated record. The coding region runs from base 7 to 2937 and encodes 976 amino acids. Gene Ontology annotation, molecular function: monoatomic ion channel activity; protein binding. Gene Ontology annotation, biological process: monoatomic ion transport; transmembrane transport. NCBI's taxonomy places the organism in Eukaryota, Metazoa, Arthropoda, Insecta, Lepidoptera, Crambidae. Gene Ontology annotation, cellular component: membrane.
GCCCGGAUGCCCACGACGCGCCGUCUGCUCACCGCGCGGUGGUUCCGCGCCCGCCGCUAUCCCAACCCCGAGGAGCUCGAUGACAUCCGACCCCGGACCCUCCCCCGAACCGACAUGGAUCGCCGCCCUCGCGUGUCCCGGGUCCUCAGCUCACCGCCCCGCACGCAGCACCAAGCCAACCCGCCCCUCGAUGAGGAAUCGCUCGAAAGGGCCUACCCCUCCAUGGGACACCUCGAGUACGUCCUCGCCGGGUCCUCCCCGCCAGCCGAGAGCGCCCCCAACAUGUACGACAGCUUCGAGGAGCCACCCCUCGACCUAACUGCGCACAUAUGCGCCGACUCGCUCCGGCAGAGCGCCCACGAACAGAUGCGAGCUGUCGGCGGACGCCUUCGACUGCUCGACGAACUCGAAACCGGAGUGAUCACCAUCGAAACAGCCGCCAGCACCUUCGCCACCGCUUCGGAAGCCGAGAAAAAUGUGUGCCUGUUCUGGGCAGCGUUUCUCAAACUUGCCAAUUUGCUGCCGCAUCUGGUCGACGCCGGCGCCGACCCGCUCUACUAUGACGCGCUGGGGCUGUCGCCGCUACACGUUGCGGCGUUCAGCGGAUCCACGGAAUGUGCGAGCUAUUUGCUCUCUUGUGGAAGCGACCCAAAUUACAUGCCGAGGUGCUUCGCUCCACUUCAUUGUGCCGCUUUCGGGAAUUCAGUGCAAGUGGCUAAUUUGCUAAUCAGUCACGGUGCCUCGGUACAUGCCGCAGUGAAAUACGUGAAUUGUGAAGGUGGGCUGCUCCAUUGCGCCGUUCGAGCCAACUCAGUGGAGUGUAUGAAACUGUUCAUAUCGCAUGGAGUGGACGUCAAUCAGAUUGAACCUGGUGGUACCAACGCUAUCCAUCUCGCCGCUGAUUUGGGAAUGACACAGUGUCUCACGAUCCUGCUGGAGACACCAGGCGCCGAUGCGAACGUGAGAACGAGAGUCGGGGACAGAGAAUCUACCGCGCUGCACUUGGCCGCUGAUGGAGGAUUUGUGGACUGUGUGGAUCUGCUUUUAUCGAAAGGUGCUGAUGCAACUUUGAAGAACCAUCGGGGAUUUACCGCAUUGCACCUUGCGGCCCGCGCGGCAAGUUUGGAAUGCGUCGAGUCCUUGCUCAGGAAAGGGAACGCGGAGCCUAACGCUAUGGACUUUGAUAUGCGCACGCCCCUGCAUGCCGCUAUAGGUAAAUCCGAUUCAGCGUGCGAUAUAAUAGAGACACUGAUCAGUUGGGGCGCAAACGUGAACCAGAAAGACGAAUACGGCUUUACCCCACUGCACUUGGCUGCACUUGACGGGCUGUCUGCGUGUGUAGAGACAUUAAUCUAUCACGGCGCUGACGUAACGACAAGGUCUAAAAAAGGAAAUUCGGCUCUUAACGUAAUUGCUCGCAAAACGCCUGCGUCGCUUGCAAUGAUAACAAGAAAAUUGGACUGUGCGAUCACGCUGCAUCACUCGCAAACGAGCAACCGCGAAGUUGAACUCGAACUCGAUUUUCGCAGUAUACUUCAACAUUGUUAUCCGCGUGAAAUAAGUUACCUAAACACUUUUGUGGACGAAGGUCAAAAGGAAGUCCUAUUACAUCCACUUUGCUCCGCUUUUCUCUACAUAAAGUGGGAGAAAAUCCGUAAAUAUUAUGUUGCACGCCUUUUCCUGAGUUUUAUAUUUGUAUUAUGUCUUACAUUGUAUGUUUUAACGGCCCUUGCACAUAAUUGCUAUAACGGAAGCAAAGAUAUGGAAGAAACAAUUCAAGAGCAAGAGCUCUGUCAGAAACAGUCUAUACUCGGAGAUUUGUUACGGAAAAAUCCAUUCGUAAUCGAAAUGCAGUGGUGGGUGCUCGCAGGGAUAACAAUAUUUGAAAUAUUCAGGAAAGUUUAUGGUAUAGCCGGUUAUUCUACAGUGAAGCAAUAUCUUAUGCAAUCUGAAAACAUUAUCGAAUGGUUCGUGAUUGUGAGCGUUUUCCUAAUUUCCUACAUUUACACAAACAUCACGUAUACGUGGCAAAAUCACGUUGGAGCAUUCGCAGUGCUCGCUGGAUGGACCAACCUUAUGAUGAUGAUCGGCCAGCUCCCUGUCUUCGGCACCUACGUGGCUAUGUACCAGAAAGUCCAGAAAGAGUUCGCCAAACUACUCAUGGCAUAUUCCUGCAUCCUUAUUGGCUUCACAAUAAGUUUCUGUGUAAUAUUUCCCGACUCGUCAUCCUUUGCAAAUCCAUUCAUGGGCUUCAUAACUGUAUUAACUAUGAUGAUAGGGGAGCUAAAUUUAGAUUUACUAUUGAACGAGCCAGACGGGAACGAUCCACCUGUCCUAUUGGAAUUUUCGGCACAAAUCACUUAUGUAUUGUUCCUGAUGUUUGUCACAGUUGUACUGAUGAACCUACUUGUGGGUAUAGCGGUCCAUGAUAUACAGGGCUUACGAAAAACGGCAGGGCUGUCCAAACUAGUGCGACAAACUAAACUGAUAUCGUAUAUGGAGCUGGCCUUAUUCAACGGUUAUCUCCCGAAAUGUUUGUUGAAAAUUCUCCACUCAUCGGCUUUGGUUUCGCCGCAAGCGUAUCGAGUGGUUUUGAGCGUGAAGCCCCUUAAUCCAUCAGAGAAAAGGCUACCGAGAGACAUAAUGAUGGCUGCUUACGAUAUAGCAAAAAUGAGGAAGCAGUAUGGGCAUACCAUUUCAUCAAGUGGGUCGACUACUGGUGCGUACUCGUGCUUCAAGAAAUAUGAGAACAAUAACGAUUCUGGGUACCGAGAGUACGGUUACUCUUCUGGCUUGGGGAGUGUCCAGGCAAGGCUAGACGAGACUUCGGAGAACGUGCGCCAACUGACUCAGGAAGUGAAGGAGUUAAAGAAGCUUAUAAGUGCCCAGCAGCUAGUCAUCCAGCAAGCGCUGGCCGGCUCGAUGGACAGCCGUUGAUGAUAUAAUGGCUGGUCCAGUCAUUUAGUUUCAAUGCCAACCGUACACAAGUCAAUAAACUAUAGUGAGCGUGCAUUGUCGUACAUUUAUACUCGUUUAGGACCUAUUGUGGUUGUAGCGGACUUAAAUUCUGAGCGGUGAUAUUUUUUGCUGUAGUUAUAAGACAGUAGUUUGUAAGUGUGACGUAUUUUUAGACAUUUUAGGCGCGCAGGACGUACUGGAUACUGUGAUUGUAGAAUACACUUUGUAUUGUUAUUACUUGUGAUAUUAAUAAACAUGACAGUAAAUACUUUUGCAACAGA